Messenger RNA from Ylistrum balloti, 1878 nucleotides. Its product is annotated as sodium-coupled monocarboxylate transporter 1-like. The record is from RefSeq and is a predicted model, not a curated record. Gene Ontology annotation, molecular function: symporter activity. Lineage: Eukaryota; Metazoa; Mollusca; Bivalvia; Pectinida; Pectinidae. Gene Ontology annotation, cellular component: membrane. The coding region runs from base 1 to 1878 and encodes 625 amino acids. Gene Ontology annotation, biological process: sodium ion transport; transmembrane transport. The transcript is spliced from 15 exons.
AUGGAGUUUCAGCCAAUUCCUAGUCCUCAUAUUGCCGAUUACGUCGUUCUGGGACUGUUUCUCUGCGUUUGCAUGGGGAUCGGAAUAUUCUAUGGGUACAGGACUGACAAACAAAAAACACUUGAAAACUAUUUGUUUGGAAACCGGAAAUUACUUUUGGUACCCGUUUCGAUGUCACUGUUUGUUACUUUUGCUUCUGCUAUUUCAUUGAUGGGAAUUCCUGCUGAAAUCUACAUCUACGGGACAAUGUUUAUGUACUCUACGAUUGGCUUUCUAUUUUCUGUUUGGAUAUCAGGAAUAACCAUUGUUCCGAUGCUUUACCCGUUGAAACUCACUAGCACAUAUGAGUACUUGCAGUUGCGUUUCCGCUCUAAAGCAGUCAGGCUUCUCGGUACGCUGAUUGGGAUGUUGCAAACGAUUGCCUAUAUGGGAGUGACGUUAUACGCACCCGCUCUAGCACUUCAAACAGUGGCAGGGUUUCCGCUGUGGGUGUCAGUUGUUGUUAUUGGGGCUAUAGGAACAUUCUACACAUCAAUUGGUGGUAUUAAAAGUGUGGUAUGGACCGAUGUUUUCCAGUUCCUUAUGUUAUUCACAGGGAUCACGGCUGUUAUAAUCAAGGGUUUAAUAUUGGUCGGCACCGGAGAUGAACUAAAGACUCAAUUAGAGGGAGGUAACCGCCUUCAGUUUAAUGACAUAAGCCCCGACCCCAGCGUCCGUCAUACAGUGUGGGGUUGUCUCAUAGGACUUAUAUUUACUUGGCUUCCGAGUUGGUGCAGUCAAGCAAGCAUACAAAGGAUUUCUUCACUCAGAUCAAUAAAAGCCGCCCAAAAUGCCUUUUUCCUCAUGCUUCCGAUAAUUCUAAUCUAUAACAUUGUGCUAAUGUUCAUGGGAUCGUUAAUGUAUACAUACUACCGGAUGUCGAACUGUGGUCCUUUUGAAGCUGGCUUUGUGACUUCUAUGAAUCAGAUGACGCCAUAUUUCGUGUUUGAUGUUUUACGGACCCUGCCCGGGAUGUCAGGUGUUUACGUCUCCUGUCUGUUCAGUGGAUCCCUAAGCACAUUAUCGUCAGGACUAAACGCACUAGCAGCUAAUACAGUCGAGGAUGUCUUGCCACGCUCCUUUAGAUCAUCAAAAAUAUCUUUGGCAAAGAUAGCUAAAUUGACAGUUCUUAUUUAUGGUGUCUUCGCAAUUGGUAUUGCCUAUACAUUGCAGUAUGUAUCAGGUCCUAUCACACAGAUUACACUCGCGAUUUUUGGGGCCUGCGGUGGACCAAUGGGCGGGUUGUUCUUCCUUGGAGGUCUAUUUCCCAACGCAAACUGGCUGGGCGCCUUGGUGGGAAGUGUAUCAGCUUUGGUGAUAAACAUGUGGAUAGCUAUAGGUGCGCAGUUAUAUGGCAGUGCUCCAGUUCGUCUGGAGCCGAUUACAACCAGCGGAUGUUUCGCUAACGAUUCCUCAACAUUUAACCCCUUGUCUUACCAAAUAUGGAACAACACCAACACAACCAUGAUGACAGACCUUAACGUCACCAAUGUAGUAUCAGAUUUUGUAGAUCCUUCCAUGUAUGUUGAUGUGAUGUUGAUCCUUUUAUUCUUUGUUCUUGAUAUUCAGUUUUAUUCUAUUGUAAAGACGUCAAUUUUGGAUUUUGUUAAUUCUUUUACUGCCUUUCUCCUGGGUUUCGAUAGAGGAAACGUUGUUGACAGCAGUUUAAUCUUCCCUUGCUGUCGGAGAUUCUGGGGUUUGGAAGUUGACAGAUUAACUAUGAUAGAAACUUACCAAAUUACUUUGUUACCUAAAAAGGAAUCACAAAAUCAACAUAUACCAAAACAAGCUAUUGUUUCACGAACGCCACCGUUUGAUUUGCCAUCACAACCAGAAUAA